UCUCCAUAGUCUUCCUCUUCAUCAUACAUUUCCAACUCUCUUUCAAUCAAAUAUCAAUUGCCACAAAGAAGAAAAAAAUGCAUAUAAGACAAGUAUAUAUAACCACCUAAUCUCAUUGGUGAAAAGUGGGACUAUAGUUCCUAAAAGCCAAGAUAAUGACAUCAAGGAGAUUUUAUUGGCAUAGCUUGGAAAGGAUUUCUUGAUGAUUCAUGUGAAAUGUACAACAAGUUCUUAGGCAGUAUCAUAACCAUGAAGCAAAAAAAUCCAACAUCAACCACACCAACAACUUCGCUCAAACAUCAACAACAUACUGAUACUAAGUCUCCACAAACAACAACAGCAACACCAACAACACGUUUCAGAGUAAGAGCUUCUUCUAAGACACCACCAGAGAUUGUCAAUAGAGUCUCUCCCAUUUCAUCAACAAGAGCCAAGUCAGUACCUCCUGAGUUAAAGCACAAUUCAAAGGCCAAGAGGAGUAUUGUGAUGAAAUCCAUUCAAGAGGUUGAAAGUUCUUCUCACAAAGGUAGUACUAGGGAAGUUGAAGAAAAUAAGGUUGUUUCCAUUGCUCGACCGCGGCGAAGGAUGGUGGAGGAUGAUCAUGAUGUGAAGGAGAAAAAAGAGUUGCUUGAGAAGCUUGAGGUGAGUGAGAGUUUGAUCAAGAGUUUACAGUCUGAGGUGAAGGCUUUGAAGGAUGAAUUGGAACAUGUUACAAGCUUGAAAAUUGAGCUUGAGUCUCAGAAUAUAAAGCUUACUCAGAAUCUUGCUACUGCUCAAGCUAAUUUAGCAGCUGUUGCAACAACUAGCAGUACUAGAAAGAAUGAGACAAUUGGAGAACACAAGAGUUCCAAAUUUAAAGACAUACAAAAACUCAUUGCUGACAAAUUGGAAAGGUCUAAGGCGAAAAAAGAAGCUAAUCAUGACGCGAUUUUCGUUAAACCUUCAAUUCCACCUCCAACUUCAUCACCAAGUCAAGCCAUUCGUGAAACUACAAGUAUAGGAAGAAAAUCACCAACCAAUCAAAGCCUCCUACCACCUCCUCCACCGCCACCACCACCGAUUCCGUCUCGGCCUUUGGCAAAAUUAGGCAACACUCAAAAGGCUCCUGCAAUUGUCCAACUAUUUCACUCGAUAAAAACUCAGGAUGCGAAGAAAGACUCCAAAGGAUCCAUGACUCAUCAUCAUAAACCAAUAAUAACUAACAGUGCACACAAUAGCAUUGUAGGGGAAAUUCAAAACCGUUCGGCUCAUCUGUUAGCAAUAAGGUUGGACAUUCAAACAAAAGGGGAGUUCAUUAAUGAGCUUAUUAAAAAGGUGGUUGAUGCAGCCUAUGUCGAUAUUGAAGACGUCCUCAAGUUUGUUGAUUGGCUUGAUGGUGAACUAUCUACUUUGGCUGAUGAGCGUGCUGUCUUGAAGCAUUUUAAGUGGCCUGAGAAGAAAGCUGAUACGAUGCGUGAGGCUGCAGUUGAGUAUCGUGAGCUUAAAAUGUUAGAACAAGAGAUUUCAUCUUACAAGGAUGAUCCUGACAUUCCAUGUGUAGCUAGUUUGAAAAGGAUGGCAAGUCUAUUAGACAAGUCUGAGCGGAGCAUACAGAAGCUAGUCAUGUUAAGAAAUUCUGCUAUACGUUCGUAUCAAGUUUACAACAUUCCAACUGCAUGGAUGCUUGAUUCGGGAAUAACGAGCAAGAUAAAGCAGGCUUCUAUGACUUUGGUCAAGAUGUACAUGAAAAGAUUGACAAUGGAGCUCGAAUCCAUUCGAAAUUCAGACAGAGAAUCCAGUCAAGAUUCUCUUCUACUACAGGGUGUGCAUUUUGCUUAUAGAGCGCAUCAGUUUGCUGGAGGUUUGGACUCAGAAACUUUGUGUGCAUUUGAAGAGAUAAGGCAACGAGUACCAGGAAACCUAGCAGGGUCAAGAGAACUUUUGGCUGGCAUAGCAUCAACAUGAGAAGUCACUGAUUUUUAACACUACUGCUAAUGGUUACAAAAUGUUGGUUACUAAACAUUUAUUAUUCUUAAAAUAUCUUUUCCAAUGCUCAAAGCUUGCUUACUAUGAAGUAUGAAGUAUGAAGCCCCUCAGUCAGAAGAUUUUAUGAAGAAAGUACACUCCAGUUCAUAGAUAAGUCUGCUAUGAAAAUGUAAUAACCUGUCUCACAAUCUAGGAAUAGGAUCUUCAAUUAUGAAUUGCUGAUUUUAAUUAGUAAAUUUUUUGAAA
Messenger RNA from Vicia villosa (hairy vetch), 2211 nucleotides. RefSeq names its product protein CHUP1, chloroplastic. Gene Ontology annotation, cellular component: chloroplast outer membrane. The transcript is spliced from 9 exons. NCBI's taxonomy places the organism in Eukaryota, Viridiplantae, Streptophyta, Magnoliopsida, Fabales, Fabaceae. The record is from RefSeq and is a predicted model, not a curated record. Gene Ontology annotation, biological process: chloroplast organization. The coding region runs from base 217 to 1944 and encodes 575 amino acids.